AUGUCGGCUCUCUUUCUUUUUCUUUCUCUCACAAUUCACCCUCAGUUUGUACCUUUGGGUGCCACGAUCACUCUGACUUGCCUAGCCUCAACGCGAGCAACGGAACACCGUCAUACCUUUGUCUGCUUGCCAGUCAAUGGCCUUUUAUUUGUCCUUGAGUACUUUCUACAUCAUUUUUACACACCAUCCACACUUCGCCCACCUGGUGGCGUCUUGAAUCCCACGCCCCGCCUCCCCCACCUGCUCGACGGGAGUUUGUCGUCCGAUUUCGGCCUUCAACUGACCGAGGCCUGUUGUUGCUUGCCACCACUUGGCGUCCCACCUCCCAUACCCACCAUUUGGGGUGUCGCGGGCCUCAAGCCCUCCGGAACGGUGGAGUUCGGGUCUUGGGUCUACCGCUUCUGGUUGGCUGUAAUGCUCCGGUGUGUUUGCCCAGCCCGACGGCCAACUUGCACUAUUUGGCUGGCGAUAACGCAGACUCAUGUUCGCUGUGCUAAAAUAGUGCUUCAUCUUGGCACAAUCGACCACCACUUCGUUGCUUUGCGUCGGAUAGCUUUCAAGUGCCGUAUGGGCGAUGCCUGGUGCUGGACAAUUCUGGCUUUUUUGUCUCUUGCUGCAUCCUUCGUGCUACUUCGCUUGCCCCAUCAGGUGCCGCGACUUCAAGUCCCAUCACAGUGCGCUAGCGCUGCGCCCUCGAUUCCACCAGCCUGGCUGGGCAGCUCGGAGGUUAGGCCCUCUCCUACGCUGAUCAGAUCCACAGGCCACCCUCUUGCGCCACCCAACUUAGGCUACUCUGGCUGUCCUUCCACUGUU
This is a messenger RNA of Protopolystoma xenopodis, 813 nucleotides long. The record is from the annotation of a GenBank genome assembly. NCBI's taxonomy places the organism in Eukaryota, Metazoa, Platyhelminthes, Monogenea, Polystomatidea, Polystomatidae.